GGACUGGCCGCGCGCGGCCUCCGGGGGCUUCCGGCUGCCUCUGCUAGAACCGGGUGACGGAGGGGCGGGACGUGGGGAGGGGCUUCAGGAGGCGCGCAGAGGGUGUACGACCCCUCCUCAUCGCACCCCUUCUCCUCCUGGCGGAGCCUCGAAGCCCACCUGGGGCCAGGGACAUCGGGAGGCAGCCGAGGCCGAGAUGCCUGGACAGAGACCCAGGAAGGGCCCCCAGGCCCGAGGCCAGGGGGUGGCGGCGGCCAAGCAGCUAGGGCUCUUUGUGGAGUUCAGUCCAGAAGAUAUGUUGCUGGAGGCUCAGGAGGAUGCAGAAGAUGAUGGAGACCUGGAGGCGGAGCUGCUGGCCCUCACUGGCCACCCUGGAACCCCAGAGAGCAAGGCCAGGCCCAGGGGGAAAGCUCCCCUGCCCAUGGCCCACAUCGAGAAGCUCGCUGCGGAAUGUCUGCAGGAUGUGGGCGACGAGGCCUCGGAUGAGGAAGACGAAGGGCUGGAGACGGAUACGGACCUGCUGGCAGAGCUGCAGGAGGUCCUGGGAGGAGAGGAGGAGGGAGAGGGAGAGGACGGUGAUGGACCGAGCAGCCCUGAGGAGGUGGCGACUUCGGCGGCCCCCACGCAGCUUUCUGCCCCAGCAGCACUGGAGGUGGCGCCCACGGCAGGUGGGUUGCAGGGGCUGCUGGAAGAGCGGAUCGCCAACUACCAGGCCGCAGCCGCCAGCGCCAAGGAGGCCGGGGACGGGGCCAAAGCCCGGCGGUGCGAGCGAGGCCUGAAGACCCUGCAGACCCAGCUGGCUGCUGUGAAGAAGGGCAAGAAAGUCAACGAGGAGGAGAUCCCGCCCCCUGUGGCCUGUGGGAAGAGACCAGAACUGCCCCCCACUGCAGCAAGCAAAGGUUCUGGGGACCCCCCAGCUGCGCCAGAUGCCCCAACUACGCCAGGCCCUCCAGCUCCUGCCGGUGACCCAGAGCCAGACUCUCGGCUGCUGUUGCUGACCCGACAGAAGGAAUACAAGGUGGCCGCCCUGAAAGCCAAGCAGGAGGGGGCGCUGGAGCAGGCCCGGGAGUACAUGAGGAUUGGCAAGAGGUUCGGUGCUGUGCUGGAGGCCCUGGAGAACGGGCAGCCCGUGGACCUGAGUGCCAUGCCUCCCGCCCCUUCAGAGCUCAAAGCCCUGCCAGCCCCCCGCCCUGGCCCGCUGGAGCACUCGAAGCCUGUGAUGUCAGCCCCUACCCCUACCCCAGCCCCAGCCCCGGCCCCAGGGCUCCCUCCCCAGCCCCAAACGGUUCUGGAGGCCUUGGGCCAGAGGCUAGGCAAGUACCAAGAAGCUGCAGCCCAGGCCAAAAGCAGCGGAGACCAGAGGAAGGCGCGCAUGCACGAGCGCAUUGCCAAGCAAUACCAGGAGGCCAUCCGAGCUCACAAAGCCGGCCGGAAAGUGAACUUGGCUGAACUUCCCGUCCCCCCAGGCUUCCCUCCCAUCCCUGGCCUGGAGGCCCCCUCAGACCCUGAGGACAAUCCUUUGGCAGCAGCCCUGAAGGCGGCUCAGCUUCUGGGCCGCCCCGAAGGGGAGGACGAGGAGGAGGAGGAUGAGGAGGGAGAGCCCCAGGCUCCAGUGGCCAAGAAGCCGGCACAGCAGCCUGGCCCAGCGCCCCAGGUAGCCAGGCCCUCGAUGGCGCCGUCCCCCGAGCCCAAGGGCUCGGCCUCCCAGGAGGCCUUGUCCCCAGCAGCCCGGGAGCAGCUGGCCUCGCUGGAGAGCCGGAAACUGCAGUGCCAGCGCGCCGCCCUGCAGGCCAAGCGGGCCAAGGACCUGGAGCAGGCCAAAGCCCACCUGCGGGCCGCCAAGGCCCUGGACGCCCAGAUAGCCCUGGUGCGCAGCGGCCGUGCGGGCAGCCCCGGGACCAAGGUAUCUUCCCCGCUUUCCGACGAGGACGGCGGCUUCGUCCUCAUUCGCCACGAGGACGUGGGGCCCUCUCAGAAGGCCGAGGAGGUGUACGCCCAACUCCACAAGAUGCUGCAGGAGCAGCAGGAGAAGUGCCUGCUGUACUCCAAGCAAUUCAUGCACCAGGGCAACGUGGCAGAAACUACCCGGUUUGAGAAGCUGGCCCAGGACCGCAAGAAGCAGCUGGAGAUCCUGCGGCUGGCGCAGGCCCGAGGCCUGGACCCGCCCAGCCACCGCUUCGAGGAGAAGACCUUCCAGACCGUGAGGAUCUUCUCAGAGCUCAACAGCACCGAGAUGCACCUUCUCAUCGUGAGGGGCAUGAACCUCCCGGCCCCCCCAGGCGUGACCCCGGAGGACCUGGAUGCCUUUGUCCGCUUUGAGUUCCACUACCCGAGCUCGGACCAGGCCCAGAAAAGCAAAACAUCCGUGGUGAAGAACACCAACUCUCCAGAGUUUGACCAGCUCUUCAAACUGAACAUCAAUCGGAACCACCGGAGCUUCCGCAGGCUGGUCCAGAACAAGGGGAUCAAGUUUGAGAUUUUUCACAAGGGAUCCUUCUUCAGAAGCGACAAGCAGGUCGGGACGGCCCAUCUGAAGCUGGAGCGCCUGGAGACCCAGUGCGAAAUCAGGGAGAUUCUGGAGGUCCUGGACGGCAGAAAGCCAACAGGGGGCAAACUGGAGGUGAAGGUGAGGCUCCGGGAGCCGCUGAGCGGACAGGACACCCAGGUGGUCACAGAGAACUGGCUGGUCCUGGAGUCCCGGGGCGUCUGAGAAAAGGAGACUGAGGCCGUGGGGGAUCCCUUCCAGGAGCCGGCCCGGGUCUGCUGCUCGCUCCCAGCUCCACCAGACCAGCUUGGAGCUGGAGAAGAUGCUGCUACCCCAAGCACCAAAGACUUAGCAAGAAAAUGCACUGCUGCUGACCCCCUUCCCCCAGGGGCUGGGGAGCCACAGGAGGAGGAGGCGAGCUUCAGCCCCCUCCCCACCUCUGACAGUGGGCUGGGGCUCCCAGCCACCACCACCCCGGACCGUGUCCGGGCCGGCCUGCGCUUGUCGGCUCUCGGCUCUGCUGCCCGGGUGCUGGCAGAAGGUGGAGGGAAGGUCUGGCCACUCGGUAGCCCCCAUUUGCUCCCCAGCAUCUCCCUGGAUGUGCCUUUAAAAGACAGAAAUGUUGGAGGGUUGGGAGGGGGCCGGGACCUGGGCCGCCCUCUGGGGAGCGCCCCCCCUCCCGGCCCUGCUCAGCCCCCGCCCGGUUCCGUGCCUUCUUCUUGGACAGUGACUUGCACUAGCUUUCCUACUUCCCCAAAGGUGGAGAGGACAAAAGCGGCCUUGGGUACCACGUGGGGGGGGGGGGGGGGGGCUUUGCUCCCCAGACCCGUCCCCUCCCCGCCCUCUAAGUAAAGACUGUUAACUGGAAACGAAAGAAAA
Messenger RNA from Antechinus flavipes (yellow-footed antechinus), 3364 nucleotides. RefSeq names its product coiled-coil and C2 domain containing 1B (gene CC2D1B). Gene Ontology annotation, molecular function: DNA-binding transcription repressor activity, RNA polymerase II-specific; RNA polymerase II cis-regulatory region sequence-specific DNA binding. The transcript has 25 exons. The record is from RefSeq and is a predicted model, not a curated record. Gene Ontology annotation, cellular component: nucleus. The coding region runs from base 197 to 2710 and encodes 837 amino acids. Gene Ontology annotation, biological process: regulation of transcription by RNA polymerase II. Lineage: Eukaryota; Metazoa; Chordata; Mammalia; Dasyuromorphia; Dasyuridae.